Labrus bergylta (ballan wrasse) is the source of this 3174-nucleotide messenger RNA. Lineage: Eukaryota; Metazoa; Chordata; Actinopteri; Labriformes; Labridae. The record is from RefSeq and is a predicted model, not a curated record.
UCCGAGCUCCUCGACGACCUCUCCCAUGAUGCUUUGCUGGGCCAGCUGCUCAGCGACCCUUUCCUGUCCGGAGUGAGGGGCGGCGUGGAGGCCAUGGAGGGGGAGGACGGGGGAGACCUGUCCCCGUCGUCCCCUCUGCCUCCUCACAUCACGGCCGAGCACAGCUACUCGCUCUGCGGGGACAGCCGGCCUCAGUCGCCGCUGUCGCACCUGACCGGAGAGCACGGCAGUGAAGCAGGAGAGUCUGACGGGGAUUCAUCCGAGUGGCCGAUGGAGCAGGACGAGGCCAUCGAAAGCCUCCUGUGCGAGACCCCCUCCCUCCUCCCCACCCUCUCCCUCUCUCUGACCACAGCGGGGGCCCCAGCACCCGAGGACCCCACCGUGGCCCCUGCUGCUGCUGCUGCUGCUGCUGUUGCUGCAGUUCCAUCCACCCCAGUUCAACCCCCGGUGAACAGCAACAACCAGGGCAAAGGCAUCAAGAUUAAGGAGGAGAACAUUGUCCCCCAGAUAAAACUGGAACCUCAUGAAGUGGACCAGUUUCUCAAUCUUUCCCCCAAAGGUCUGGAGUCUCUACAGAUGCCUCCCACUCCUCCCAGCUCCCACGGCAGCGACUCAGAGGGCAGCCAGAGCCCGUUCACGCCCGCCCAGCCUCUCCUGCCCCACCUCCCCCACCAGCCCUCCACCAUCACAGGCCAGCCUGAAGUGUCGCCCCGCACUGCUUCAUGUCUCUCCAACUCCCCUCUGCUCACCGCCCCUCAUAAGCUGCAGGGGUCGGGUCCGUUGAUCCUGACUGAAGAAGAGCGCCGCACGCUGGUGGCCGAAGGUUAUCCUGUCCCCACCAAACUGCCGCUCACCAAAGCCGAGGAGAAGGCGCUGAAGAAGAUCCGCAGGAAGAUCAAAAAUAAGAUUUCAGCUCAGGAGAGUCGCAGGAAGAAGAAAGAGUACAUGGACACUCUGGAGAAGAAGGUGGAGAACUGCUCCAACGAAAACCACGAGCUGCGGAGGAAAAUGGAAACUCUGGAGUGUACCAACAAGUCUCUGCUGCAGCAGCUGCAGUCGCUGCAGGCGAUGGUGGCCGGCAAAAUCCCCAAAUCCUGCCGGGUGGCUGGUACCCAGACCUCCUCAUGCCUAAUGGUGGUCGUGUUGUGUUUCUCUCUGUUUUUGGGGAGUUUCUACCCCAGCAGUUUGACUCCGGCCUCCAGCGUCACUGAAACCGGCUUCACAUCCAAACAGCUGACUGUCAAAGACUCGUAUUUGGCUACAGUAAAAUCGAGGAGUCUGUUAUCGACCUUCGAAGAAGAGCAGCCGCACCUCCUCGGCCUGGGCGGAGAAUAUCCCGACCAAUGGGAGGACACGUCAGCUGUCGUCAUGGCGGCGUGGCGUCGCUCAGAGCAACAAAAACUGGCGGUGGAGCCCGGCAGGGUGGAGACACACCCGCUUUUCAGGAGCAAAAGCAACGACACGCAGACAUCGAAAAACCUGCUCAUGGAUAUGCACAGGUCUCUGGAUCAGCGGGCGAACGAGAGCAGCAGUAAAGUGAUAGAGCUGGAGCGAACGGUCAACGAGACCUCCUGAGGUUCAUGUAAACAAGCCCCUCCCCCCCCCCACCCUAAACCCUGUGAUGACCCCCCUCCUCUCUGGAGCAUGGUUCAGUGUCCUGGAGUAAACCUCAUACAGUAGUUCCCACUGCUGAUCGUUUAAGGUCUUUUCUUUUUCUACAUCAGAUACACUGUAAUAAUAAUAAAUAAUAAUAUUAAUAGUAUGAACUAAGAGGCACUGGUUUGCCUCAUUUCUGAAGUAAAGUUGCACUGAAUAGUUUUUACGAGUCAACUUCCCGGUUGUAUCUGUCACCCCCUGAUUGAUGCGGCUUAAAACACUGCAAAAAAAAAAAGAUGAAAUCAUAACACGCUGUAAAAAAAUGUAGCGUUGCAUUUACUCCAAUGGAAAGUAAAUUAAAAUAUAACGUGGGGCUUUUUACAGGACACUGACGAGAACCUUUGAACCUUUUGUAUUUAUAGAAACCUGUUUUUUUUAUUUUGCAUAAAAAAUAUUGCUCUUUUUUUAGUUUGUAUUUCUUUAACUGUUGAAUCUUUUUAUUUCAUUCCAGUGAUGAGAAAGUGCCUGUUUUGAUAUUCUUUUAUGUUCAUAAUGUAUUUUUUAUGUUAUCCUACUCUUUUAUAUAUAUUGUACAUGUGAGGGCUUAGCUUGGUGAUCCCGCGCUCGUUUCUGAAAAAAAUUCAGAAUUUUCAUUUGUUUUUGUAUCUUCACAAACGAAAACGGAUUAUUGAAUCAUGACCAUAUUUGGGUUGUUUAUCCCCAAAUUUGUGAUUUCCUGUUAAUGGAUUCUGACUGAAAUUAUGAAUAUUUUUGUUUUCCAACUGUAAACUAUUGACUUCCCCCCCCCCCCCUACCCGACAAAUUUUACACCCUGCUAGCUUUACUUCAGUCAUAUUUCUUUAGCUCUGUCACUAUGACUAAAAUAUUUCAAUCUCAGUGUUUGGCUAAAGUUUUGGUUUAUUCUUAAAAGCAUUUCAUUAAACUGUUUUUUUCAUAAUACACAUAAACGACCUAUAAUUCACCCAAUAAUAUUAAUCUUUUCUUACAGAAGUUUGACUUUUUCUUUUUGUAAAGCUUAAGAGAAAUGAGACGAGAGUGUGAAACAUCUUAGUCAUAGCUAUCUGUUGAAGCUACAGGUAGCAUCUUGGUCAAACAAGCUAUGUGGCUCUUUCUAAAAGUAAUAUCAACUAUCCACAUCUCUAAAAGUUCUUAACUUACAAAUAUUUACUUUUAUUUCACAAACUUAAGAUAUGCUAGGAGACUAAUUUUAUUACUUUAGAUCGAGCCUAGCUUGCUCGUUUCUCGUUUUUUCAAUCUGUAAUCUUCUCUUCUAUUUCCUGUCUAGAAAGCAGGUAACCCCCCCCACCCUCUCCCCUCCCCCCAUAGGUCAAACUUUGUCUUUUUAAAUUGUUAAAAAAAAAACAACACCCUGCACUGACUUUGAACGUGAAACACUUUUUUGCCUUAAACACAUUUGUACUGUUAGCUAAAAGAGUCUUUAUCUGCUUUCUCUCAGCAUUUGCCAAAAACAUUUCUUUUCCCAGAAAUGAUAAAAAAAAAUAAAAGUAUCUAUUUUUGUAAAUAUAAGUUGUGAAUAAAUAAGGAAGUCUAAACGUG